Messenger RNA from Pogonomyrmex barbatus (red harvester ant), 896 nucleotides. RefSeq lists its product as uncharacterized. The record is from RefSeq and is a predicted model, not a curated record. Lineage: Eukaryota; Metazoa; Arthropoda; Insecta; Hymenoptera; Formicidae.
UGCUCUGUAUAUGGGAGCUCGUUUGAAAUAGUUCAAAACUUAUUCCGCCAUAUUGUAUGUACAGCGAUGAACGACGAGGGGAAAUGAUAGUUUGCCCGUUUUUCUGUGACAAAUCGUCCAAUAAUGACUACGUUUGAUGUAUCGAAUUUCAAUGAAGAAUGUAAAUCCAAUAGAACCGUUCACAAACGUAGGUCGUCGAUUUUCUGUACGCGUAACGUAGUGCGUGACCAAGACGAAGGCAUCAAUGAAGUUACAGCCAACGAAGACACACCAAAUAAUGACAAGGGAAAGUGCAAUGCAAAGAAUAAUGUUGAGGUUUUUAAUUUGAAGGAAUAUAUAGAGAAACUUAGGCAGGAGCGAAAAGACUGGCAACAGAAAUACAAAAAUCGCAAAGUUCAACGGAAAAACUUGACCAAGCAAAAAAUAACUAUAGAAGGACAAGGACAGAUUUUAGAUAUAAAUCUAUUGACAGAGUCUGAAAGACAUUUUGUGCUAACACGUCCCAAUUAUGAACACAUUUGUAAGAACAGUCAAAAAUUAUUGGAUUUAGCAUUAAAGUUAUCCAUACUCAGUCAACAUGUAUAUAAAUUGAAUCGGCGAUUUAUGGAAAAAAUGGAAGGCAACAUAUCCAAAGCUACUAUAGAUAUUAUAAAGAUCUCAGAACAUUAAGGCACUGUAGGUGCACUAUAGAGUUUAUUUUUGCAAGUCUACAAAUUUACAGGUAAUAGGAGAGCAUCAUAAUAAAAAUAUAAAUAACACUUAAAGUAAUUAAAUGUAACAAUACUACACAUAUUUGAUUAUACACUACUUAUCAAUGUGUGGUAAUCACGCUCAUGGCAUGUUCACAUCAUUGAGCUAAAGAUGAAAUAUAAUAAAUACAAAAUAAUUUACAUUGA